AUGACAAACAUUGCAUCCUUUCCAGUGACCGUCAGUGCACAUUCGACUUUAAACUUUUCCAAAGGAGUAAUAUCUUGCGGAGAACUUUUUCAUACUCCAGUUGCUGAAAUAACUAAGGAUUUGGGAAGUCAAGGGGUUACUUAUGUCCGUCGUAUAACAAUACGAAAAGAUGGACGCCUUGAAACCAAGCAUUUGAUACUAACAUUUCAUUCGUCUAAAAUACCUGAAUACAUUAAAGCUGGUUACAUGAAAUUGGCAGUCCGGCCUUAUAUCCCCAAUCCCUUACGAUGUUUCAAGUGUCAGCGUUUUGGUCACUCCAAAGCUUCUUGCCGCGGAUCUCUAACUUGCGCCAGCUGUGCAGAAAUAGGUCAUGAAAACUCUGACUGUACCGCAUCGGAAAAAUGCUUCAAUUGCAAAGGUUCGCAUAUGUCCUUUUCUCGCUCCUGUCCAUCGUGGAUAUUGGAAAAGGAAGUGAUUGCUGAAAAGGUGAAGAAAGGCAUUUCAUAUCCAGAAGCAAAGCGAAUGGUGAAAGCUCGUAGACCUGUUGAUUGA
Argiope bruennichi is the source of this 552-nucleotide messenger RNA. RefSeq lists its product as uncharacterized. Lineage: Eukaryota; Metazoa; Arthropoda; Arachnida; Araneae; Araneidae. The coding region runs from base 1 to 552 and encodes 183 amino acids. Gene Ontology annotation, molecular function: zinc ion binding; nucleic acid binding. The transcript has a single exon. The record is from RefSeq and is a predicted model, not a curated record.